UAUACUUAGCAGUUGAUGAUAGUUAAGUCAGGCACUGAUGGACUUUAUUUUACAUUAAUGAAUUUUAAAAAAAAUCUGUUUACUGUUACAGAAAGUGAGAGUGCCUUAUCUUUCAAGUGGAGAGCUCAAAACACCUGCAUAACUGUCAGUCACUCCAGAUUCACAUGUUGAUUGGCUCAUCUGCUGUUUUUAUUAGGGAACAAAGAAGACUGCUCUUUUGAGAUAUUUUUUACAUUAUGCUGUUAAAAUGUGAGGCUUCUAUGCAAAAUGUGUAAAAGUCAGGCAGGUCUGAAACAGUCAUUUAAAUAUUUUUUGGUAUUUUUCAUCUCAUUGCACCUCCCCUAUAGUUCCUUCACUUGCGCCUCGCAGUUUGAAUACCUCAGCUCUAAGGGGACGAGUGGACCCAAACUGUGUCAUCAAAAUGCCCCCAAAGCAGAGCAGAGCCACCAGACUGCCUUUACAUAUCACACAAAUGCACAUGCUUUACGGACAUUGAAGGUGCACUUUUCACCACAAUAUUACUGAUGUCUUGCCCCAUAUAUCUCACUUUAUUCACUGUUCCUAUUGAAAUAAAGCCAGUUGAGCAUGUCUUUGUGACUUAAGCUCCUACCAUCCUUGCCCCUAUAAUGAAACCUCUUUCAAAGUCACUUGGCAUUUUUUCCACAGAGCAUGGUAGGAUGUUAAUCACUUGAUUGGAUAAUGGAGUAUAUCUGUCAAGAAACAUCUACACUCAUUUCGGUAAUCCACUCAUUUAUUUGGGGUUUUCCUGUAUGUACAUUGGGUUACUUUCUUUUGGAAGAUUGGCAUUCAGAUACUCAUUUUGCAGAGACUUUUUAUGUAUCUUACUUUGUAUUAUGAUUAUAAUGUAUAAAGGUUAUUUUUUGUAAUUAUAGAGACUGUGCAACACUUUGUUAAUGUAAUACCGUGUUCGACAGAAACUGGAUGUGUAAUGAUGCAUGUAGUGGUUUACUCAAAUUCACAUAUGUAAAAUGGACACGGCUGUUACUUCCCCUCAUUCUUUUUGACUUUUAAAACACAUCUUUGUCAUGAAUUGUUUCACCUGGCAAAAUGCAGUGGCUUACCAUUUAUGUUUUCCUUUUGGAUUUUAGUAGUCAAUUCUUUUUCAAAGUCACCUGCUCAGCAUCUGAAUAUAGCUUGCAAGGAGAUUAUUUGUUGGGUGGGUUAUUUUCAUUAAAUAGCAUUUCUACAGCAGUACGCCAGUCCUACCCAGUGGCACUUGAGUGUUACAGAUAUAGUUUUGAUGAGUCAGCUUAUCGGAUGAUGGAGAUGAUGAGGUUUACAGUGGAAGAGAUCAAUAACUCUUCCACUAUCCUACCUGAUGUCUCACUCGGCUAUGAGAUCUUUGACUAUUGUUCAGAUAUGCAGAAUUUUCCCUCUGUGUUCAGUUUUAUCUCUGAGAAUGGAUCCAUUCCAGUUCAGAGAUAUUUAAACGAAUAUAAGCCUAAAAUAAUUGCUGUGACAGGGCCAUAUGGAAGCAGUAGCACAAUUACAGUGGCACCUUUAUUCACGUUGGCCCUUGUUCCAAUGGUGAAUUAUGGAUCAUCAAGUUAUCGAUUGAGUAAUAAAAACAUGUACCCUUCUUUUUUAAGAACAGUGCCUAACAACAAAGACCUUAUAAAUAUAAUUAUUCACAUUAUUAAAUGGUUUGGAUGGAACUGGGUCGCCUUUAUUGGCAGUCGGGAUGACUACAGCCAAGAUGGCCUGAAUUUUUUUUCUCGGUAUGCCAAAAAAAAUAACAUCUGUUUGGCCUACCAGGAUUUGCUUGACGAAACCUCUAACUACAAUUCCACACUGAGUACAAUUGAAAAACGCAACGUUAAAGUCAUAGUGGUUUUUUCGUCCCAAGAAGUAGCGAAAAACCUAAUCAGGGCAGCUAUAAAGAAUAACAUCAGAAAUAAAGUUUGGAUUGCUGGUGAGGUAUGGUCUAUGAAUAAGCAGCUUCCGAAUGAACCAGGAAUACGAAACAUUGGGAAAAUUUUUGGCAUUACAGAACAGCCAAUGUCUUUUCCUGGAUUUAAGCAGUUCGUCUACAACAGAGAGAGUAAAAGCAAUGAUAAAUAUUUGAAAGAUGGUGAAAUUCAUCCUCCUCAGCCAAAAGAAAAAAUGUGUAACCAAGACUGUCAUAACUGCUCACUUUUGAGUUCAGAGGGAAUUUUAAAUGAAAAUCCCACAUUUUCUUUUCCUAUUUAUGCUGCGAUCUACACCAUGGCAAAUGCUUUACACAAAGUUCUACAAUGUGAUGCAAAUGGUUGCAACAGAAGCAUUCCAGUUUACCCCUUCAUGCUUUUGAAGGAAAUGAAAAAGCUGGAUUUUCCUCUAAAUGGCCGUAAAGUAAAAUAUGAUCAAAAUGGCGAUCUACCUGUCUUUUAUGAUGUGGUCUUCUGGCGCCUUGGAACCAGUUCUCCAGUUUUUGAGAGAAUUGGCACAUACAGCUCAUAUCCAGAAAUUACUUUCACCAUCAACAACUCCCUUAUAGGCUGGGACAGUGAUGCCUCUAUUCCUUUCGCAAACUGCUCAGUUGAAUGUACGGCGGGAUUCAGAAGGGAAAAGGACCAAAAUUAUGCAUGCUGUUUUCAGUGUAAGAUGUGUGAAACCAACACCUAUGUAAACUAUACACAAGACCCAUACACUUGCAACAUGUGUAAUGUAGACGAGUGGUCUGAAGAGGGAAGCACAUCUUGCCAGAAGCGUGCCAUUCUGUAUCUUCAGUACACAGACCCUCUUUCCAUAUUCCUUACCGUAUCUGCUGUCAUUCUGCUGGUUUUGUGUGUUGCAGUUAUCAUACUGUUCUUAUACAAUUAUAACACACCGGUUGUGAAAUCUGCUGGAGGCAAUAUGUGUUUCGUCAUGCUAGCUUCUUUGGCUUUGUCCAGUAUAAGUAUUUUCUUUUUCUUCGGACAGCCAAAAGAGAUCCACUGUAUUUUCAGAAAUGUGAUGUUUUACAUUUUCUACACCGUCUGCCUUUCCUGCAUGACAGUGCGCUCCUUUCAGAUAUUCUGCAUUUUUAAAAUGGCUGCCAAGUUUCCCAAGAUCCACAGAUUGUGGGUGCAACAUAAUGGCCAGUGGAUUGUCAUUGCUACCCUUUCGUCUUUACAAAUAUUCAUUUGUGCUUUAUGGAUGAGUCUAAAAACACCCAUUCCUGCCAAAACGAAUACAUCAUUUGAAACCAUCCUUAGCUGUUCAGCAGGGAACGAACAGGCAUUUUUUGUAAAUCUGUUCUUCACUUGGUCCCUCAGUGUCCUCUGUUUCUCCUUUUCCUAUAUGAGCACUGAUCUACCAAAAAACUACAACGAGGCUAAAUCUAUAACGUUCAGCAUGCUUUUGUUCUUUAUCAGCUGGUCUUUUUACUUUACAGUGACUAAAUUUCCUCCAGGGUUGUACAUCCCAUUUUUUAAGGCAGGGGCACAGUUGUCCAGUUCAUAUGGUAUCCUACUGAGCUACUUCAUCCCAAAGUCUUAUGUCAUCAUUUUUCAGCCAAAAAAGAACACUCAAGCAUACUUUCAGACAUCAAUUCAGAAUUAUACUCAAACCAUAAGUAGGAUGUAGACUAGUUUGAGUCCACUGCCACUCAUUUUGUUUCAUCACUUUUUUUUAAAGUGGUUGUGGUUUUUCUUAGUCUACUUAACAAGUAUGAGAGUUUUUUUGAGUGUAGUUGCCUAGUGGUUGUGAUAUGGAAUACUUAGAAGGGAUGGCAUAAAUGUAUUUCACUUAGAAUGGUAAAAUGAUUAUCCUGGGUGAUAAUUGUUAAGGGUUCUUAAAGACCAACACCUGUUAGCAUCUCAGUUAGUACAAUCCUCUAAAUUUGAAGCAGAUUAUGGUCAUAAAAAUUCACUAGAAGUUCAACUCUUUUGAUGCACUGGGAGAGAGUGUUAUAGAUGGGCAGAUCCAAUAUGAAUAUGAAUAGUGGUUCAGUAAACUGUUAUUUAACAAUGCUUUGUCAAUUUCUCAAUUGCAAUACAUUGUAUAGCUAUGCUUAUUUUGUUGGUGUGUUUUUACUGUUUAUGAUUUGCAAGUUUGUGAACUGCAUACAGAGAGCUGACAAAUUCAGGGAAAACAAGUAAGGUGCUGAGCCGCCAUGUAGCUUCAGUGUGCCUUGGCUUCGAUUUGGCAUGUCUCCGGAACUGUACUGGAGAGACGAACACCAUUUUUCCUAAAGAUAUUGCCUCAGUUGUUGUUUUGAUGAUGGUGGUAGAGACACUGUCUAACACUAUAAAAUCAUCCAGAGGUGUUCAGCUGGUUUUCUGGUCAUCGUGAAGGCCGUAGUAUAUGAUUUACAUCAUUUACAGACUCAUCGAAACUAUUCAGUAAAUGACCCCACAGCAUAACAGUGCCACCAUUUCCCCCCUUUAAUUUGUCAGUCAUCUAUAGCUUUGUUGCUUGCUAGUACAUCAUAUUGUUUAUCUCUGGUUAAAUAAAAACUCAGUUAUAGAUAGUGGGCUUUUAAACCUCUUAUGCAUGAUUCAAAAUACUAAUCCAGUACACAUGUGAUUAUAGAGUUAUCUGACACUGUAGAAAAGUAGAAUUACUGUUGAAUUUGUAUUUUACUGUAGGGCUGUUCCUGUGCUUAGAGAAUAUAUGUUUAUGAAUAUGAAUGUUAAAAGAGAUAAUGUAGUGCACCAUGAAUCUGAAUUUGUUAGUGGGCUAAUUUACAUCAUACCUCUACAUUGGAAUAAACAAAA
Molecule: messenger RNA, 4700 nt
Organism: Pangasianodon hypophthalmus (striped catfish)
Lineage: Eukaryota; Metazoa; Chordata; Actinopteri; Siluriformes; Pangasiidae
Product: taste receptor type 1 member 1-like
Exons: 6
Coding region: 1069-3567 (832 amino acids)
Biological process (GO): G protein-coupled receptor signaling pathway
Cellular component (GO): membrane
Molecular function (GO): G protein-coupled receptor activity
Source: RefSeq, a predicted model, not a curated record